UCAUAUCUCAGUCUGAAUGACAUUAGAUGGCGUGCAAUCUGACAGACGGUGUUUUUUCUCGACAUCUUAUCCAUAUUUCUGUCUCAAACUUAUACCUAUCCCUUUGUCUUUUCUACUUAAAUGUUAAUUCUUCACUCAACAAUAUAAGCUUUCCAAGGAGAGGAUUAACGAUUACACAGAAGUCUAAUCACAAUAUAAUAUAUUAUCUGGAAUUACGUUCGAUAGGGUGCAAUCUGGCAGACAUUAAAUUCACGUUUUUUAAGUGGUGUUUUGUUACAUGCAAGCUCUAUCAGUUUUGGCUCCUGCUCUGCUGAAGGAAAUCGAUUCAGUUUAUGUUUGCAGUGCAUACUAAUGGAGAGGCCACUAUUAUUACCACAACAGCAGCAGCAGCAACAUGGUGUCUUGGGAUUUUUUAAAGUUGACAGGGAAGAAGUGAAGAUGCAAUUGAAAAUUGCAGUGCCCAUGAUUUUAACAAAUAUUUUUCAGUACGCUAUAAACCUCGUGUCCCUCAUGUUUGCAGGGCACCUGGGUGAGCUUGAGUUGGCUGGUGCUGCACUGGCCAGCUCCUGGGCUGUGGUCACUGGCCAAGUUAUAAUGGUUGGUUUGACUGGUGCCUUGGAGACUUUGUGUGGACAAGCAUAUGGGGCAAAGGAAUAUCUGAUGUUGGGUGUGUACUUGCAAGCAUCCAUGAUUGUCACAUUUGUUUGUGCAAUUUUUGUAACUGUUUUUUGGCUAUAUUCAGAGCCAAUAUUCAUAGUCAUGGGGCAACAAGCUGAUGUGUCAAUGAUGGCAACAAUUUACUUGAGGAGUCUAAUUCCUGGUAUAUAUGCAUAUGCUAUGAUGCAGUCCAUAACACGUUUUUUCCAGACCCAAAGCAUUGUGAUGCCCUUGGCCAUGUGCUCAGUUUUCCCCUUGAUUGUCCAUUUUAUUCUUUGUUAUCUAUUAGUUCAUCAGACAACAUUGGGCUUUCAUGGAGCUGCAUUGGCAAGCUCGAUAUCAUUUUGGUUGACAGUUUUUUGUUUGGUACUUUAUAUGAAACUGGGACAAAGCUGUCAAAAUACUUGGGGAGGAUUUUCACAAAAAGCUUUCAAGGUUAUUGUUCCUUUUCUAAAACUGGGAUCUCAAUCUGCAAUCAUGGUGUGGUAA
This is a messenger RNA of Cryptomeria japonica (Japanese cedar), 1146 nucleotides long. Its product is annotated as protein DETOXIFICATION 19-like. The transcript is spliced from 2 exons. The record is from RefSeq and is a predicted model, not a curated record. Bases 352 to 1146 code for a protein of 264 amino acids. Gene Ontology annotation, molecular function: antiporter activity; xenobiotic transmembrane transporter activity. Gene Ontology annotation, cellular component: membrane. Lineage: Eukaryota; Viridiplantae; Streptophyta; Pinopsida; Cupressales; Cupressaceae. Gene Ontology annotation, biological process: transmembrane transport.